Chionomys nivalis (European snow vole) is the source of this 2819-nucleotide messenger RNA. RefSeq names its product neuropeptide Y receptor Y1 (gene Npy1r). The transcript is spliced from 3 exons. Gene Ontology annotation, cellular component: plasma membrane; neuron projection. Gene Ontology annotation, biological process: G protein-coupled receptor signaling pathway. The record is from RefSeq and is a predicted model, not a curated record. The coding region runs from base 437 to 1585 and encodes 382 amino acids. Gene Ontology annotation, molecular function: neuropeptide binding; neuropeptide Y receptor activity. NCBI's taxonomy places the organism in Eukaryota, Metazoa, Chordata, Mammalia, Rodentia, Cricetidae.
GCAGCGUGGCUUAUGUUUAACUGCUUUUCUUUCCAGAACUCCUAGGCAACGCACCUCCGAGGUGUGCAUCCGAGGUGCGGUGUUGGGAGGAGGCAGUAGGGAAAACCUUGGGUGAUCCUCGUGGGGUGCCAUCACAUGAUCCAGGAUGAGGUGGAGUUCGGCUUGAAGGGGGCGUCUCUUCCUAGCUUCCUCAAUCUUUACGAUUUGAGCAGGAGAAAUACCAACGGAGCUCUCCUCUCUCCAGUGACACUUCCCGCUUCUACACGGACGAACAGACGGAUUCUCCACAAGAGUACUCAGUUCAAGGGAGUGAAGAGUUGAGAAGCAUUUUGGUGAAUAGAUUCCAAUGUAUAGAAUAAGAAUAACCUGAAGAUUUGACCUACAAAGAUUUGACAUACAAUCCAUUUGUCUAAUCAACAGCAGCAAAACCUGAACAAUGAAUUCAACGCUGUUCUCCCAAGUAGAAAACGGCUCUUUUCACUACAACAGCUCAGAGAAUUCUCCACUCCUGGCUUUUGAAGACGAUGACUGCCACCUGCCCUUGGCUGUGAUAUUCACUUUAGCUCUGGCUUAUGGAGCUGUGAUUAUCCUUGGGGUCUCUGGGAACUUGGCAUUGAUCAUAAUCAUCCUGAAACAGACGGAGAUGAGAAAUGUCACCAACAUCCUGAUUGUGAACCUUUCCUUCUCAGACUUGCUGGUGGUCAUCAUGUGUCUCCCCUUCACUUUUGUAUACACGCUGAUGGACCACUGGGUCUUCGGGGAGGCCAUGUGCAAACUGAAUCCUUUUGUCCAGUGUGUCUCCAUCACGGUGUCCAUUUUCUCCUUGGUUCUCAUCGCUGUGGAGCGGCAUCAGUUGAUCAUCAACCCAAGAGGGUGGAGACCAAGCAACAGACAUGCUUACAUAGGCAUUGCUGUCAUUUGGGUCCUCGCCGUGGCUUCUUCUCUGCCCUUUCUGAUCUAUCAAGUUCUGACCGAUGAGCCCUUCCAAAAUGUAACACUCGCUGCCUUCAAGGACAAGUAUGUGUGCUUUGACAAGUUCCCAUCAGACUCUCACAGGCUGUCUUACACGACCCUCCUUCUGGUGCUGCAGUAUUUUGGCCCGCUCUGCUUCAUAUUUAUAUGCUACUUCAAGAUUUAUAUUCGCUUGAAAAGGAGGAACAACAUGAUGGACAAGAUGAGGGACAGCAAGUACAGGUCCAGCGAGACCAAACGCAUCAACGUCAUGCUGCUUUCCAUCGUGGUUGCCUUCGCGGUCUGCUGGCUGCCCCUGACCAUCUUCAACACUGUGUUCGACUGGAACCACCAGAUCAUUGCUACCUGCAACCACAAUCUUCUCUUCCUGCUCUGCCACCUCACAGCCAUGAUCUCCACCUGUGUCAACCCUAUCUUUUAUGGAUUCCUGAACAAAAAUUUCCAGAGGGACCUGCAGUUCUUCUUCAACUUCUGCGAUUUCCGGUCUCGAGAUGAUGACUACGAGACCAUAGCCAUGUCUACCAUGCAUACAGAUGUGUCUAAGACUUCUUUGAAGCAGGCAAGCCCAGUUGCAUUUAAAAAAAUCAAUAUGGAUGACAAUGAAAAAAUCUGAAGCUGCUCGGAACAUAUGGUCCCAGACUACAUCGGUGGAAAAGCAAGCACAACCUGCCGCAAGCUUUCAUUACCUGUGCUCCCAGGGAAUGGGGCAAAAUGGCUUUGGAAAGUCCAGGACAUUCUGUGUUGCAUUUGACUGCUUUUUAUUAUGGUUGCCAUGAUUACUUGGGAUCAACAUAAAUGGACUUUGUAAUCUUCUGGCAACAGUUUUGACUAGACUUCUUUGGUGUGUGCUGUGUGUUGUAUUUGCGUCUGUCUGUCUCUCUGUGAGCAUGUAUGUGAAAUUAUGCAUAUGAUAUAAAGAUUCCUAUAUUGUAUUUAUUGGAGUAAAUUUCUCAGAAAUAUUAUCAUGAGCUCACUUCAAAAGCUGUAGCCACCUGAUGUGCUCAAGAUUUAGGACUUUCAAGAUUAGAUGAUAUUUCCGGGAAACUGGGCUACCUUUGUUCCAUGCUGGCAUCAUUUCAGCCCGUUAGGAGGGUGACAGUAUACAAUAGUCACCUUUCAGAGUGUGCCAGAACCAAAAGAAAGUCUGAUGCCAUCGCUCUCUCUUUCUCGAGAGGACUGGAUUUGUCACUCCUAAUUGAGCAUCACGUAAGAUGUAAAGAACACGUGCUCAGCUGUGACUAUCACUGGGAAUUAGGCAACCCAUAUGAAUGAAGUGGCAAAGCAGUUGCCUGAUUUCUGACAACCAAAGCAUUUCAGGGUAAUUAGUUUAAUAAGCAAAUUAGUCUAGCAGCAGAUAGUUAAAUUGUAUCCACAGGACUUGAUAGUGGAGAGGUUUUGCCUUGUUUAAGAGCGUGCAGCACUGUCAAGAUCUCUGGCACAAACAUGUGACUCUAAGUGCGUUUCCAGCUCACACUGCAUAGAAACAUAAGAUGCAAUUUCCAUGCAACAGUGCCUACAUAGUAAUCAGUAUUUCACCUGCACCGUUUAUCCUUCAUGGCACAGGAUGCGUGGACAAUGUUAAAAGAAUGUUCACCUCAGCUAGCAGGUAUCCAUACCUAACUUUCACACAGCCCGCCUGUCCUAGCUUGUAUAAACUGUGUGACAUGUGAAGUUUUAUAAUCAUGUACUAUUAUACUGUAGAGUACUGAGGCAUACUAACACAUUUACUUUCACAUGCCUUGUAAUCAUGAUUUAGCCUCAGAAAAGAUAUUUUGAAGAACGGUUUCCAUGUAUUAUAGAAAAUGUUGAGUGUGUGUGAUGUUAGAAGGGCAAACACUUUCUGUAUU